Molecule: messenger RNA, 1315 nt
Organism: Ictalurus punctatus (channel catfish)
Lineage: Eukaryota; Metazoa; Chordata; Actinopteri; Siluriformes; Ictaluridae
Gene: taldo1
Product: transaldolase 1
Biological process (GO): pentose-phosphate shunt, non-oxidative branch; carbohydrate metabolic process; pentose-phosphate shunt
Cellular component (GO): cytoplasm; intracellular anatomical structure
Molecular function (GO): transaldolase activity
Source: RefSeq, marked provisional
UUUUUGUUUUUUUAAACUCUCGUGGCCGUGUCCUCGUGCUCGGUGCUGAAAUUCUUUCGCGUCUCACGCGCGCACCUCAGUAACGGUAUAAAAGGGUCCCCCUCAGCGCCAUGUCUCAGUCGCCUGAUAAACGCCGGAAGAUGGAGUCUGCGCUCGAGCAGCUGAAGAAGUACACGGUGGUGGUCGCGGAUACGGGAGAUUUUAACGCAAUUGAGGAGUACAAGCCUCAGGAUGCCACGACGAACCCGUCACUCAUCCUGGCAGCGGCAAAGAUGCCCACUUAUCAGCACCUCGUGGACCAGGCUAUUAAAUACGGCAUUGCUAACGGCGGGACUGAAGAGGAGCAGAUCACGAACACGAUGGACAAGCUGUUCGUCAGCUUCGGUGUCGAGAUCCUCAAGAAGAUCCCCGGUCGAGUCUCCACAGAGGUGGAUGCCAGGUUAUCGUUUGAUAAAGACGAGAUGGUGGCCCGAGCGCGGCGGCUCAUCUCUUUGUACGAGGAGGCUGGAGUGAAAAAGGACCGAGUGCUCAUCAAGCUUUCUUCCACGUGGGAGGGCAUUCAGGCUGGGCGGGAGCUGGAGGAGAAAUACGGCAUCCACUGCAACAUGACCCUGCUGUUCUCCUUCGCGCAGGCGGUGGCUUGUGCCGAGGCCAAGGUCACGCUCAUUUCCCCUCGUAGGCCGUAUAUUGGACUGGCACAAAGAAAACACCGACCGCAAAACUACGAGCCACACGAGGACCCAGGUGUGGUCAGCGUAACGAAGAUCUAUAACUACUAUAAGAAGUUUGAUUACAGCACCGUGGUGAUGGGCGCGUCCUUCAGGAACACCGGAGAGGUCAAGGCGUUGGCUGGAUGUGAUCUUCUCACCAUUUCCCCAGGGCUCCUGGGAGAACUGACUCAGGAUCACAGUGCCGUGUCCUCCACUCUCACUCCGGAGAAAGCGAAAGCUUGUGAUCUGAAGAAGAUCCACCUGGACGAGAAGAGCUUCCGCUGGCUGCACAACGAGGACCGCAUGGCUGUGGAGAAGCUCUCUGACGGCAUCCGGAAAUUUGCCGCCGACGCAGUGAAGCUCGAGGACAUGAUCAAGGAGAAGAUGCUCAGUGUGAAGAACGGACAGUAACGCUGAUUAAAACCCGAGAAGAUCCUGAAACUCCUCCUCGCUGUUUGCUGGAACGGUGAACUUGCUUCUGAAGCUGAAACUCAUUCUGUAGUCUUAAACCUCAGAUCAUUAAGAGCUCCUGCACUAAUCUUAAACUUCAUGUCUGUUCAGGGAUAAAGUCGUCCUGAGACUCAAACAUUCCUAUUUUUUUUCCA